Notechis scutatus (mainland tiger snake) is the source of this 4875-nucleotide messenger RNA. It is a transcript of the gene GABPB1, whose product is annotated as GA binding protein transcription factor subunit beta 1. NCBI's taxonomy places the organism in Eukaryota, Metazoa, Chordata, Lepidosauria, Squamata, Elapidae. Gene Ontology annotation, molecular function: transcription cis-regulatory region binding; protein binding. Gene Ontology annotation, cellular component: nucleus. The record is from RefSeq and is a predicted model, not a curated record. Gene Ontology annotation, biological process: positive regulation of transcription by RNA polymerase II.
GGAGAAAAAAAACAAAAACGUCUCGGCAGAACAUGGCGGCUCCCUCUUUCGCCUUGGCUCUCCCCCUUCUCCCGGGCUCCGCGCCUGCGCAGUCGGACUCUCAGGUAGCCGUAUCCCUCCGCCGAGCCUCCUUCCUUCUCCCCCCCCCCAACCAUUCCCCCCCCUUUUUGUUAGCGCCCGUUGGGGUGGGGGGGCGACCCGAUAAUCCCCCGUGCCCCCAUGAGGGGAGCAGCGCCCCGAGAGGACCGCGGCGGAGCAGGAGCAGAAGCCGCCGCCGCCGCCGCUGCUUCAGUGCCUGGGCGCCGCUGCUGCUGCUCCUCCUCCCCCCGCCGCCGCUCUUCCCCUGCAGGCCUCUCCUCCUCCUUCCUUCCUCGCCUCAGCGCUCGCAAGCAGCGCGGCCGCCCGUGUCCCUCCGCCGCGCGCCGAGCGGGGGACUUUUUCGCGGGGCUUUUCGGGCGCCCUAUGAGAAGCGGCGGCGGGCUCCGGGCGGCCUUGCUCGUCGUUCGGUCGGUCGGCGGCCGGGCGCGGGCGACACGGUAAGGGGGAGGGCCCCUUCCUCCUUCUCCUUCUUCCUUUUCCUCUCCCACCCCACCCCUCCCUCCCCCUCACCUCCCAUGGCCGGGCCGGCCAAGCUUUUCCAGGACUUCUCCGGGCAAGAUUGCUGGCACGCUUUGACUAUGAUGUCCUUGGUAGAUUUGGGAAAGAAGCUUUUAGAAGCUGCUCGAGCCGGCCAAGAUGAUGAAGUUCGCAUUUUGAUGGCCAAUGGAGCACCUUUUACUACAGAUUGGCUGGGAACGUCUCCACUUCAUCUAGCAGCACAAUAUGGCCACUAUUCAACGACCGAAGUGCUACUGCGAGCAGGAGUAAGUCGAGAUGCAAGGACCAAAGUGGAUAGGACACCACUUCACAUGGCAGCUUCAGAAGGCCAUGCAAGCAUUGUAGAAGUUUUGCUUAAGCAUGGUGCAGAUGUAAAUGCAAAGGACAUGCUGAAAAUGACUGCUCUGCAUUGGGCCACAGAGCACAAUCAUCAAGAAGUAGUGGAACUCUUAAUAAAGUACGGAGCAGAUGUCCAUACCCAAAGUAAAUUUUGCAAGACUGCGUUAGACAUUGCCAUAGACAAUGGAUAUGAAGACUUGGCAGAAAUUCUACAGAUCGCCAUGCAGAACCAAAUCAACACGAAUCCAGAGAGCCCGGAUACAGUGACGAUUCACGCAGCAACACCACAGUUCAUCAUUGGACCUGGUGGUGUUGUGAAUCUAACAGAUGACAGUGGAGUGUCUGCUGUCCAGUUUGGCAAUUCCUCAACUUCAGUUCUGGCAACUCUGGCUGCCUUAGCAGAAGCCUCAGCUCCACUGUCCAACUCAUCAGAAACUCCAGUUGUGGCUACAGAAGAAGUGGUGACUGCCGAAUCUGUGGAUGGUGCAAUUCAACAAGUCGUUAGUUCUGGAGGCCAGCAGGUUAUCACCAUAGUAACAGACGGGAUACAGCUUGGAAAUCUUCAUUCCAUUCCCACCAGUGGAAUGGGUCAACCCAUUAUAGUGACCAUGCCAGAUGGGCAGCAAGUACUUACAGUACCAGCCACAGACAUUGCAGAAGAAACAGUAAUCAGCGAAGAGCCUCCAAUGAAGAGACCAUGUAUCGAGAUCAUUGAAAAUCGGGUGGAAUCGGCAGAAAUAGAAGAAAGAGAAACAUUACAAAAACAGAUGGACGAGGCUAACCGAGAAGCCCAGAAGUAUCGCCAGCAGCUUUUGAAGAAAGAACAAGAAGCAGAAGCUUGUCGGCAGAAGUUGGAGGCGAUGAGCCGCCUCCAGACUAGCAAAGAAGCUGUUUGAGUGAAUGAAGUGAGCAUUCUUAGUAUAUAUACAAGAUAAGAAAACCGCAGUACAAUCUGGCUCUGCAUAACACAUUACUGUAGGUGCAGAACUGAGAUUCUUUGUCAAAGAAGACGCUACUGGACUUAAGCCAUGAGCUCUGGUGAUUUUCUUGUAUCAUAAAAACAGAAAAGAAAAACCAACCUCAGAAUUUAGACAUUUUUGUGCAAACUAUUUAAAAAAAAAAAAAGAAAUACUGUAAAUAGUUGUUUUUUUUUACAGUUCCAAAAUUAGUUGUUUAAUCUUUUUGGAAGGAAAUCCACAAACCUGCAAUGCCAAUGUUUUUGUGACAUUUUUUUUUUCUUUUUGAUUUUACUAUGAAUCUUCUGAGAUACAGAACAGUUUUAAGGAGGAUAACUGUUGAUUUAAACUGCGCUGUGUUAAAUGAAUUAUGUGACAGAACCGAGCUUGAAAGUUAUGAAUUAGAUCUCUUGACUAAAUUUCAUUUCCUGAUUAUUAUUGUUAUCCUUUGUACAGCUUUAAGGAGUUGGCCAAGGCCUCCGAACAAUACCCCCUCCCCUUUUUUUAGGGAAGAAAAAGUGUAAUUUUUUAUAUUUAAUUCCUGAUAUAUUCAAGUAGAUUGACAUGUAUAUGAAGCUGAUAUUUUUAAAAAUUUUCAGUUUGUACAUAUGCUGCAUGUUUUUUUUUUAUGAUUUCUAUAUACAUCUUCCAUAAGUAUUUUUCAGGAAAGAGGAUGGAAAAUUAUGAUUAAAAAAAAACAAAAACCUCUAGGUCGGGAGCGGGUAACCAUGGCAACUUUACGCCCCGUGGACUGCAACUCCCAGGAUUCCUGAGCCAGGCUUAGGAAUUCUGGGAGUUGAAGUCCACAAGUCGUAAAGUUGCUAUAAUUGCCCAGCCCUGCUCUAGGUCAUGAGGGUAGGUGGUGGAUGAAGAAGCCAGUGAAUAACCGUGGGUCGAUCUUUUUUCUUUUAUAUCGGGAGCCACAUUUCUUAGAGGGAUGUAACUUGGGAGAAAAAAAUAAAACAAAAACCAGUAUUCAUGUAAUAUAUUAAGUAUAUGAAAAUAUUACCCUUAGUGCAGCCAAUCAUAUUUUCAGGGUGACCAGCCAAGCCGGGCUGGGAUAAUUCUGCAGAUGGAGAAAAAAUUUCAAGUCCUUUCCCCCAAAACUCUUAAGCUUAACCUCUCCCCCUACUAUGCUGCCACCUGCUGGACAGGUUGUUAACGCUCACCUCACAGCACCCCUCCGUUUCCCCCCCAAAUGCAAAUUCCAGAUGCUGCAAGGAUAAUAGGCUGAUAUCUGGAACUGGAGCUCAGGAUGUCCUUCAAGAAAUGUGUUGGUAAAUGGCACACAAGUGUCCCGUCUCUCACAACACCUUUAAUCUGACUAGCCACCUGACAGCAGGUACCGAUGACCCGGCCUCCUAAAACAGUUCACAACACAUGCCCCACAAAGGCUUUAUCACCUGCUAGAGAUUGUCAAAAAAAUAAUAAUUAAAUAAAUAAAAAGGAAGUGAAAGGAGUUAAUUUGAAGACAGAGGUCUGGAAAUGGCAUCUCAGCACCCUUCUCCAAGGGGACAUCCCUCAAAAGCGCUGAAGGUCAUGAGGUUGGAGAGAGGAAAUUGGGCAAUCAGCUUUUUAAGUGACUGCUCACCCUCCUCUCCAUGAUUGUGGCUGCUGUAUACCGAUAGCCUAAAACGUAAGAAAGUUCGAGACAGUUACUGGGUUCAUCUCUGUCACAACGUUCCUACUUCGUCUGCAAAAGGAACAGGGGUAACUGAAAAGUCUGAAGUCCUCGCGUGUGUUUUAUCUAGAAGCCACCUAAAGCAAAACCCACAUUUUCUCUGCUGUGCCGCCAUCCCUGGGACCUCUGCUCUCCCUUCUUCCAACAAAACUUAGAGAGGAAAUGCUCCUUUUUCAUAUUUGUGCCCAUCGUCUCAAUCUUAACAGUAUCACAUAGGUGCAUGUAAUUGUCACUUGUUUUAUCUGCACAACAACAUUUUAAGAUUGUCCUAAAUCAUGACUUGACCUCUAGGGGCAGAUUUGUGUGGCAGUUGGGUUGUUGCCUUCUGUUAUCUUGGGACAGCACUGAUUAUGUUUUAGUUUGCGUGGUCUUCAGGGAGACAAUUGUUAGCAUUUCUGGUGAAUGGUGUUUUAAAUUUUUCAGUUUUUACCUGUCUUUCCUCUCUCCUCCCACGCCAUCCAGGUUUAUUGGUAUUCAGCGCGCACAUUUGCUAACCAGUAUGAUCAGCGGUUAUAUCUGCUGGAGAUUGAUGUAGAGUUCGAAGUCUGCCAGGGUUGAACUACAUUCAGUUGGGAAGGAGUGGUUUAGGUCUGCAAAGUAUUGUGAUAAUACACCAAGGAGUUCGGAAGGCAACCCUAAGUACCAUUACAGAUGAAAAGUUUACUGUUAAAAGAAAUAAGGGUGUUUUAGACCUUAAACUUUAAUAUAUCCUCAAAAUAAUAGGUAAGUAAGCACUUAGUUCCCUGCUGGACUUCAGGCCAGAACAAAUGUUAUGGGACCUAUUAAAGGUUUCACAGCUGAGUCUUGCUCUGCCGAUGGAAAGGAAUGAAAGGUAGAUAAUAAUUUUAGAUGGGAUUUGAAUACAAGGAGAAAAGAGAUGGCUCUCCUCCCCCUAAUCCUGUCUUGUGUGAGCUUUGCAAAUGUAAGGGAAUAUUUAUAAAAAAAUAUUUCCUUCUUUGUCAGUCACAGUUGUUGUAGUUGACUGUAUCUUUCCUGCUGCAAAUGUUGACCUAUAGAGAGCCAAGAACACUCAGGCUUUCGUUGGCUUUCGGAUAAUUCACAGACCAUACUGCCUUAAAGAUUACCAAGUGCUACAAACGCUUUUAUCCUUUGUUCAGAGUACCGUGCAGCUCCUUUAUUUCCAUGUAUACCUUGUAUUUUUGAUUUGUGCUUUGCUGUGUUUAUCUUUCAGUGCUUUUAUGAAACGUAUGAACUUUAUAAAUCAUCUAGAUUACCUAUACAGAAGAAUUGCCCUUAAAACCUGUCUUUGGCCUACCUUUUCUAUUUACAAUUAAAUAUCUU